GCUCGAUCCCUCUCACAUCACACCGCUCUGCUCAGCACAGAGCUCCGCCCAGCUGAGAUCCGAACACUCCCUCAUCCUCCAUUACAAAGAUGGAGAACAACCUGGAGAACUUCGACUUGUACGGUUUCGACUCGUCGUUCGACCCGAACCGCCCGACGCUCAACUUCAACCUCCAGCACCAGACCUGGCCGCUCCCCCUCUCGCCCGCUGCCAUGCAACAGCAACACGAUGGACGCCAGCAGCAGGCCCAGCAGCAGGCCCGACAGCAGCAGCAGCAGCAGCAGCAGCAGCAGCGACGCAUGAACACGGUUGCUGCGACGAGCGCCGCCAGCAGCAAUGCUCUCCCGACCACGUCCAGCGCAAUCGCUCCCCUCCAGACGACCAACCUGGGCUUCCCGACCGCGAUGCAGACCACGAACCCGAUGCUGGCUGACUGGAUCAACCUCAGCUCGACCACAAACUACGCUCAGCCGGCUUACGCCUCGGAGGCGAUGACGAUGAAUCCGUCAGACUUCGGCGGCACCUUCGGCGGCCAGCUCCAGACGUCGCCGGUGGACUUUGGCAUCAACACGUCGCAGGCCGCCCUCAUGACCUCCAUGUCCAUGAACGCCCCGUUCAACAUGAUGACGACGGCUGCUACCAUGGACAUGACGCAGAUGACGGCAGCACCCUUCCAGAUGACCGACUUCCAGCAAGAGCUGUCAAACUUCUCCAAUACGCAGGACCAGCUGACCGCCCCGAGCGCUACCUCGGCUAGCGUUGGCACAGGCUCACCGACUGAGCAAUGGCUCGAGGUGCAAUCUCUCACGGGCAGCAGCGACAAUGGUUGGAGCACUAUCCACAUCGGUCACCGCAAUUCUUACGACUUUACCAACGACACCUCCGCCAACAUCAUCUUCAACCCAGCACAAUCCCUCCACAUCCGCACAAACUCGGACUCUUCGCAGCAGUCUGACGCGCCGCGAUCUGCCGGAUCAUUCAGCAGCUACGAGGAGGUUCAGUUCCCGAUGAACUCGCCGCAGUCCGAAGUUGAGAACAACCUGGAGUUGGCGCACUCGCACGCCCACUCGUCAAACUGCCAGCACGGCCUUCCAAUGGAUAACCAGGACUUCAACAACUACAUCUCACCCAACCAGUCCGUCAGUCCGCCCAUGGCCCGCGCUGAGCCCAUCGACAUCAAGCAGUCGACCUCCAGCUCCUCAUCCCCCACCUCAUCCGCCGUCAGCUCACCGCCAUCUCGCCGGAGAAAGUCCCCGGUCGGUGCCAAGCCCGCUAAGACCAUCGUCAAGAAGACUCCGGCCCACUCUACCAAGAAGGAUCAACAGGGUGAGAAGCGCGUCGGCAGGCGGCGUGGUCCUCUAAGGCCCGAUCAGCGACAGCAAGCUCACGAGAUCCGAAAACUGCGUGCUUGCUUAAGGUGUAAGUUCUUGAAGAAGACUUGCGACAAGGGUGAUCCGUGCGGCGGCUGCCAGCCAUCCCACGCUCGUCUGUGGCAGGUCCCGUGCACGCGCAUCGACAUCAAGGACAUCGCCUACUUCAUGAAGGACUGGAAGGCCGACUAUGAGCGCCACGUCAGCCUCGGAUUCUCCAUCGGCAACAUCAAGGGCUUCUCGGCUCAGGAGCGUCCCAUCUACAUCACCCACGGAUACGGUCACUACCUUCCCAUCAUGGCCCGCGAGGUCUACGUCCGCGACGAGAAGUGCUUCGGCGUUGACUGGUUCGAGACGCUGAAUGGCCUCCACUUCGAGAUCAACACUGCCAAGCUCUCUGCUGGCAUGGAGGGUAUUUCACGCUCAAUGCUGUCGGACUACCUGGAUCGCCACAUCGAUGGUGGCUUCGAGCAGUUCGUCGAUGAGUACUUUGAGGGCACCUACUUCGUCACCGAGAUCCUCAAGACCGCCUACCGUUUCUACUGCCGGGAAAAGCUCCCGGUUAUCCGAAAGGCGUUGAAGCUCAUGAUCGCCUACAAUCUGACGCUCCACGUCACCAUGGUUGAGGGUCUCGGCGAGGAGGAGAACAUCAUCGGCAAGGUCGAGGACCAGCAGUCCAAGUUCAGCGGCAAGACCAUUGCUCCCGUCAUGAUCAACUUCCAGGUCAAGUGCGCUCUUGCCGACAUGUGGCGCGAGCUCCAGAAGGACGUGCUUGAGGAGCUCUCAGCUCUGUACUCGUCCGUAUACAGCGGCGACAAGCUGAAGAACUGGCCGACCAUCUUCAUGCUUGCUGCUAUCCUGCUCGCCGUCUGGGAGCUCAUCCAGUUCGACGGCAACUACCGGGUACCGGAUCAGGCCGCCGUGCAGAAGUUCUGCAACGACAUGGAGUCGACGCCCGUGGGUGUCAUCGUUGGCCUCUUUUCCGCCAUCUCCCAGAAGCUUCCCGCGUUUACCGAGUGGGAUACCCGGAAACACCACCACCUGCUGAACUCCAACCCGGCGGUGUGCGAUGCCAUGACCGAAGUCCGUGCUCACGUAACCAAAUAUGAAACCUACCUGCGGUCAAGGAGCGAGUGCAAGUUCGACCGAUCCGACUUCGACUCGUUGUCGAACAAGUUCCUCUCCAAGCUCGUCAUCCGAGCUAACUGAGGAGCUCUACCCAACGGCCUUUCCUCUAGACAUCUUUACCUUCCAUUGACACUAGGCUGCACACAUCAUUACUUUCCUCCCAUUUUACACAAGCCUCAUCACUUGCCGCCUGACAUCCGACCCGACAGCCUAUCGUCUAAUGGUUUCACGGUUAAAGAAGUUUGCUGCUAUGCAAACUACGAUCGCUUCACGGCUGACGACCCUACCAAAAGCAUGAUGACGACUGCACUUGUUUGAUAUUACCAUUUGCCUUGAUUCCCCGGCGUCCUGGACACGCCAUGUUCAUGACCUCGAUCUGGUUCCCCAACCAUCCAACUACAUCACGCUC
Trematosphaeria pertusa is the source of this 2907-nucleotide messenger RNA. RefSeq lists its product as uncharacterized. The transcript has 2 exons. Bases 90 to 2579 code for a protein of 829 amino acids. Gene Ontology annotation, molecular function: DNA-binding transcription factor activity, RNA polymerase II-specific; zinc ion binding. NCBI's taxonomy places the organism in Eukaryota, Fungi, Ascomycota, Dothideomycetes, Pleosporales, Trematosphaeriaceae. Gene Ontology annotation, biological process: regulation of DNA-templated transcription. The record is from RefSeq and is a predicted model, not a curated record.